AUGCGUAUUCCCAUUCGAGAGCAGCUGGGGUUACUCGUCAUAACAUGUUCUUUACUCUCGUUAAUGGUACUGGCACUGGCCACGUGGUUUCGCAGUCGAGACUUCACCGUCGACGUCCGACUAUCUGGCCUUUCACUGACCGCGAGCCUUAAAGCCGCCCAGUUGUCGGCCAAUAUCCUCCUCUACGAAUCCCAGACGAGAUCGGUGGCCACUAGAGUCCUCAUUCAAUCGGCCUUGCAGCGGUACAUAAACGGAAACAACACUAAUGAGAAUUGGGCACGAACACAGUCCGAUCUAGACGGUGCCCUCUCCAAUCAGCAGAUUCUGCUCCAAGCACGCAUAUUCCCCGCCUACGACAACGGUGACGGCGCCGGCACAAACGGCCUUGUCAACAUUACUAGUAGUACUGUCAACGGCUCUCUCCGACUGCCCUAUCAGCACGAAAACGGUUCUGCUGUCUACCUUGGCGACCCUGGUCGAGGUUAUCCUCCCAUCUUAUACCCGAACCUUACCUAUCACGGCACACCUAAUGAAUCCACUUACUACGUCGAGGCUAACGGUAGGCGUAUCGAAUGGAACCACAUACUAAUUGAUGGUCCCCUGAUACUCAGUGACGAUGCUGCUUUGCUCUCGGCUACCCUUGCUAUUACGAAUAACACUGCCCGUUCCGUUGAUAUCUUAGGCUGGCUCACCGUCGUCGUCAAUGCAUCUAUGCUGUUCGAUGUCAGAGAUUCCACUGAAGGUCUUGGCCGCACUGGCGAAGUCCUAGUCAUUGGUCCUACCACGAACGACAACAAAUUCCCCUUCGAUGUCCGAGCUGACAACACGAGCUCAUUGCUCGAGCAGGCUUCCGUCAAGUACGUCUUUCCUCCCGGCAACAACGAUACUAUUCGAGAACGUCACAGUCAACGCUCAACCUUUGAAGAUUCCUCGACUCCGUUUCCAGCUACAUCGUUUCCUGCUUUUGUGGGUGCUUGGCAAUCAGAUACAAAUAACGUCAACAACGCUGGUGCAUUGUUGGAUUCUCGGAACGAACAAGACAGUAGAGUCGCUGUUGGUUGGGCCCAGAUUAGGACCCCUCUGGUUGACUGGGUAUUGGUCGUGGAGCAGGACUACAACGAAACCAUUGAGCCCAUCAAGCGUCUCAGGGACAUCGUUCUAAUAUGUGUUUUCUCCGUCUUUGCCGCUCUGCUGAUUUUGACCUUUCCCCUGGCGCACUAUUCGGUUGCUCCGAUUCGACAGCUUCGUGCGGCCACACAGAAGACCGUUGAGCCAUAUCAGCCGGAUGAUUCAAGUCUAUACUCGGAAACUUCAAGCAAUCUAGACGGAGAACGUGACGACGGCGAAUACGAUGCUGCCGAGGCUAGGAAAGAAGGCUUCCUGAAAUCGGUAACCAAGUGGGCCACCAAUGCAAGCCCUCCUCAACGCAAUACUCGCUCACCGAAUUCAAGAAGGCAAUUCCGUAUACCGAGCAAAGUACCCGAACGCCGCCAUCUCAUUCACGAUGAGCUGACUGAUCUAACCACCAAGUUCAACGAAAUGUCUGAUGAGCUGGCGAUGCAAUAUCAACGAUUAGAGGAACGGGUCAAAGAACGUACUGCGGAAUUGGAACAGGCUAAACUAGCCGCAGAGGCCGCAAAUCAAAGCAAAACUUUAUUCAUUGCCAACAUCUCACACGAGCUCAAGACCCCUCUGAACGGCAUUCUAGGUCUUACUCAGAUAUGUAUGAAAGAGACCGAUCCUGCUAAGAUCCAGUCAACCCUGAACACCAUCUACAAAUCCGGCGAUCUCCUCUUGCACCUUUUGACCGACCUGCUAACCUUCAGUAAAAACGAGGUCGGAAAGCAGCUCUCUAUCGACGAAACUGAAUUCUGCCUCAGUGAUUUAAGUACUCAGUUGUUGCCCACUUUCGAUCGUCAAGCUAGAGAAGGUCAAAUCAAGCUUCAAGUUUUAUACGAGGGAACAAACGACUCUUUUGGUAACUUUGAUACCACUCUAGACAAAGCAUUUGGACCCGAAGGCACUGGUAAAGUGAGGGAUAUGUGUUUAUGGGGCGACAAAAACCGCAUUCUGCAAGUACUUAUGAACUUCACGAGCAAUAGCUUAAAGUUCACUCCACCGAACGGAUCGGUAACUGUUCGUGUUAGGUGUCUUGGUCUGGUUGACCUUGAAACCCCAAGCCGGGCAGGGAGUGUGCGAAAAUCCUCUAACGCCUCAAAGAGGUCAAAGGUGUCCAGCAAAAGGCGGGUAAGAACGUCUGACACUUCACUCACAGGCGGUAGUGAUUCCGACGAUGGAUUGCGUUCCGGCUACAGAAAUAGACUCGGCAGUAACAGUGAUUCUGAAGACGGGCAGACGUCGAUACUGAAGAAGCGUCCACGUGAUGCCAAACUCAAGAUCAAUGUGGCUGGCGGUGUAGCGCAAAUUGACAAGUUUGUCUCUAGACAACGAUCGACCUCGCCGCCUCGAAUCAAUGCGAAAGUCCUCGAUUUCGAGUUCGAAGUGGAGGAUACCGGUCCAGGCAUACCAGAAGAUCAGCAGAAAAAGAUCUUCGAGCCGUUCGUACAAGGCGAUCUAGGACUGAGCAAGAAAUACGGCGGAACAGGUCUUGGUUUAAGUAUCUGUGCUCAGCUUGCGGCAUUGAUGGGUGGUGAGUUGUCGCUGGAUAGCACGGUUGGUAAAGGCAGCAAAUUCAGUAUGCGUAUACCAUUGCGCUACGUUGCAGAAAAGCGCUCAAGCAUGGACUCUGUCGUUCUUGGUGGAUCGGACGCUAUCAUGCCCACUACUGAAAAGCAUACAGUCCAGACCGCCGGCUCACCUGCCGAUCGAGAUAGUCCACCCUUGCCAUACGGUGAGAUACCUAGAGUCGUUGGUCUCUCACAACCUUUCGUGGCCAAAGAUGUCCGACCAAAAGCACCUCACACUCUUUCCACUGAUCUAAAGCUCAUGAAAAAGGCAGAAUCCGAGGCAAUACGACAGGGCAGCAAAGUACGUGUUCUGGUAGCUGAGGACAACAAAAUAAACCAGGAAGUCGUUCUCCGCAUGCUCAAACUCGAAGACGUUUACGACGUUACUAUAGCCAAGGACGGACAAGAGGCAUACGACAAAGUUAGGGAAAGCAUGGAGAAAGGUGAGAAGUUUCACUUGAUAUUCAUGGAUGUCCAAAUGCCAAAUGUUGAUGGCAUACAAAGUACCAAGAUGAUACGUGGCAUGGGCUUCGAUGCACCUAUCGUUGCAUUGACUGCUUUUGCUGAAAAAUCGAAUGAGGAUGAGUGUAUGGCAAGUGGUAUGGAUUACUUCCUGGCGAAACCUAUCCGCAGACCUGCACUCAAACAAGUGUUAAAGAAGUACUGUGCGACCAUUCCCGAAGAGGACGAUGGCGACAAAGGCUCGCCAUCCAUGGUCAACGGCUGCACAGAUAAGGAUACUUCAACGUCGACAUCGCCAGAUAGCGACCAAAGUGUACAACAAACUCCAGCCAGUACAGCUGACUCGGCUGUAUCGCCGUUAGACACACCACGGCAACGUUCCUUGAGCAAGGAAUGGCGACCAUGA
Lithohypha guttulata is the source of this 3555-nucleotide messenger RNA. RefSeq names its product Histidine kinase osmosensor (gene SLN1). The record is from RefSeq and is a predicted model, not a curated record. Gene Ontology annotation, molecular function: histidine phosphotransfer kinase activity; phosphorelay sensor kinase activity. The transcript has 3 exons. Gene Ontology annotation, cellular component: plasma membrane. The coding region runs from base 1 to 3555 and encodes 1184 amino acids. Gene Ontology annotation, biological process: protein autophosphorylation; phosphorelay signal transduction system. NCBI's taxonomy places the organism in Eukaryota, Fungi, Ascomycota, Eurotiomycetes, Chaetothyriales, Trichomeriaceae.